Molecule: messenger RNA, 2327 nt
Organism: Crotalus tigris (Tiger rattlesnake)
Lineage: Eukaryota; Metazoa; Chordata; Lepidosauria; Squamata; Viperidae
Gene: SDHAF1
Product: succinate dehydrogenase complex assembly factor 1
Exons: 1
Coding region: 1195-1473 (92 amino acids)
Biological process (GO): mitochondrial respiratory chain complex II assembly
Cellular component (GO): mitochondrion
Source: RefSeq, a predicted model, not a curated record
AAGGGAGGGGGAAAUGUGGUGAGAUUGUGCGUAUGACAUCACUUCCUCUUGGCCUUUGGUCUAUCUAGCUGGAGGAGUGGGAUUCUAUGGCCUGUGUUCUGAAGCCCUUCUAUCAAGAUGGGUUUAAUGCACCAUGUCACGCUCCUCCAAGACCCAAAAGAGACAAAUUGUGAUUCUUCCAGAUUUCUUUAUUAUUCCUCUCCCAUAGGCAGAAUCUUGCCAAACUAAAGCAGGCUAACCCCGCCCUAUAAGCCGUAUAGCCCUGGGAAUUAAGGAGGAGUUGUCUUCACCCUCUUUCUCUCACAGACUCUUUUGAGCUGAGUUGCCUCUUGCUCCUCUUGAAUGUAGCCCCUCCCUCUUGGGAAUCCAGACUGCAGGUGGUCCUCAACAUACGACCACAAUUGAGCUGCAGUGAUCAUAAGUGUGAAAAAUGGGGGGGAAAGCGAUUGUAAAUCACUUUUUUCCAAUACUGUUUGUAACUUCGGUCACUAACUGAACUGUUGUAAGUCAAGGAGUACACUUCCACCACAACUGUGUAAGAGCCCUACAGUUGCCACUUGCAAACCUACCCAACUACAGUCAAGGCAGGAAAACAACUAGGAGUCUCACCUGAUUUUCUUGGCAAGUUUUCCUAGCGGGGGAAUCCUGGGAGUUGAAGUCCACUCCUCUUCAUGGCACCUCCUCCAGGCUUCCUGGGAACGCCCCCAGGGCAGCGGCCAAUAGGAAGCGAGGCGAACGCGGCGAAGUCUCAACGUUCUAAUCUAAGCGACCUCUUCGGAGGCGCGCCCGGGACAGGCGGUGAGCCGGUGGGCUCAAGCGGGGAAGGGGGCGGCGGGGGUCUCCGUUGCAGCGGCCUGUGCACUCCCUCCGGCGGACAGACCUAGAUCCCGGCCGGGGCAGAGGGUCCUGGAGGGUCUGUCCCCACGACCCGCAAUUCGGAGCGAUGCUCGAGACAUUCCUUGCUUGGGGAGGAAGCAAGCUGUGACCCCUUUUCACGUGCAUCGAAACACGUGAAACUCCGGGGUGGGUUUGCACGUGGGAAGAGGGCGGUGCAUGGCCAUUCCGGGGCACGCCGCUGCCUCCGGGGUCCCGACUGCGCAGGAGGCAGCUCCGUCUGGAUAGCGAAGACCCCUCGCCGCUGGAAGGACGCCCGGCCCGGCUCUUGCCCCGAUCGCCUCUCUCGGCCCCGGCCUGAUGGCCAGGCAGAGCCGCCUGCAACGCGAAGUGCUCCUCCUCUACCGGCAGUUCCUGCGCGCCUGCCGAGGCAAGCCGGGCUUCCUGCCGCGAGUGCAGGCCGAGUUCCGCCGGGCUGCCCGCAUCCCGCGCACCGACGUGCUGCUCAUCGAAUACCUGCUGCGCCGCGGGCAGAGGCAGCUGGAGCAGCUCCGGGAAGGGCACGCCACAAGGAUGGGCUUCUUCGUCCCGGGGAAGCCGCCGCCGCAGCAGCAACAGGAGGAGGACGCGCAAUCCUGAGCGGAGGAUCGCUCUUCGUGGCGCGCGGCCAGGCGCGCUCGCUGCAGACAACCCGGAGGGCCGGAGGCGGGGGGGGGGGCCAGGGGGCCUUGCGGAGGCUGUUGAGAAGCAGCUGGUCUCUCCGGAGUUGUGUGGAUUGCGUCCGUGUGUGCGUUUGAAAUUGGAAUUUGCAGCUUGAGUCCCGGCUGAGACUUCUCAGAAGAUCCCGCAGCUCCCCAUCCAGCCCCGUCCCUCUUUCCGUGGGAGGGGGACAGCCGUCACGUCUGCACGGGAGGCACAGCAAGCUUCCACUUGGCAUUCUUGUCCCGAUGUUACCGAGGGUUCCCCCCCCCUGCAGGAAUCCCUUCCAAGCCGGUGUAAACCUGGUACACGGGGAUGGGGGGGGGGAAAGGGCGUGAACAAUGGUCCUGGAGAAACCAUGCUGGUUGGUUUGGGUCAAGCUUUCUCCACUUGGAACUGCAGACAACAGAAAAGAAGAAUGGGCAUGAAAAGGAUUUCUCUCUCUCUCUCUUUUAAAACACUCCAGCAGAAAUAUUGUUAAACCUUUGCAACCUGGGCCAGCAAGUGUUAUCUUUUGACAAUAGUGGCUAAAUGGCUGUUUUCUGGGUUUUUUGUUUGGUUUAACAUUUUUCUCUAUAUUUAUUAAUUGUAUUCCGUUGUUAUUUUUUUUUUCAAUCUGUGAAGGAAUUUUUGAACAAAACCCAAAACUGUUAUUGCUAAUUUGUGUGCAGUAUUUAUUCUAGUUGUGUUUUGGAUUGCAGUCUGUUGUAAAGGGAUGUUCUAAACUAUGGUAGAUGAUUCCAGCAUUUUCAACAAGGAAGUUACCAUUAUGGUAUAAUAAAUAACUGGUUCCA